AAAGAUAUAAAAUAAAACAAAUCAUAAAAACAGCGAAAUUUAUUACACUAGCAUAUUUCUUGAUAUAAAAUAUUUUUUGUAGGGUACAUUCUUACAGUGAUUUUAUUUUCAUCAUUGCGAUCUUGUGUUCUGUCUUAUGUCUUCAAGAGUUUGCCUCGCGUUGCUCAUUGUCAAGAUCUUCGGCGACACAUCAGCUCUCGUAGAACUUCCUCAAGUCGACAAAAAUAACAUAUUGGAGGCAGAUUUAUCUAUACGCGAUACUACUAACAAAUUAUUCACAAUACUGAGAUUAAAAGUAAACGAAAGGCCUAUUUUGAAACAGUAUUCGUUCAUUCACAACUACCUUGUAUCUACCAGUUUACAAGAUUAUACUAACUUGAUAGAAGUAGCUAAACUUACAAGAGUCGAUAAAAUAAAAUUAAACAAUCAAACCAUACAUUUUAUGGCAACUUUGAACGAAAUAUUAAACGAAGACAUAAACCAUGAUACAGAAACCGAAGAUGGAUAUGUUGUUGAACUAAUAGAAGGGUUCCUAAAGAAUCUUGAUGUUUAUACAGAAACUUAUAAACAUCGUGAAGAAAAUGAUUAUAUUAUUGCUGAAAUUUCAAAACUUUUGGAAAAUAAAGAUUUUUUACAAAGAAAUAAAAGUGUAGAUUCGUAUAACAGUCGGUCAACAGAAAGCGAAAAUUCUACUCUUCGUUAUCAAAAUGAAUUUUGGGAACCAAGUGGUCGCCGCAUUUACCAAGGUAGAAAAACAAGCAUAAAAGAUUUUCCAUUUAUGGCUAGCAUCCAGAUCUUUAAUCACUUCCAGUGUGCGGGUUCCAUCAUCAAGUCUGAUUUGAUCAUAACAGCUGCGUCGUGUUUACAAUUAGCUUGGAAUAACCGCUUUUUCCGGGAAAAUCCCGCAUUUCUUUCGGCCCGUGUCGGCAGUACUUACCACAACGUUGGGGGAGAAAACAUCCCGAUUUUGGAAGUUUAUUUCCACCCAGAAUACGACCCAGCUACUCUUAAGAACAAUUUGGCCGUGUUACGACUAUACAGAGUGUUGAAUUUCAAGCAUGGUAAAAAAAGAUUAAAGAAGAUUGCUAUUGAUCGGCAAGCAAAUACGUUACCGACUAACACUAGAGGUAUCACGAUUGUUGGAUGGGGGGCUAGGAGAAAAUCGAACAUUAUUGAAGAGCCAUUCUUAUCAUUUGCUGUACUUGAUUUCUACCAUCUUCAAGAAUGCCAAAGUGUUUACUCCAAACAUUACGUUACGAAAAGACACUUCUGUGCGGGAUUCAUUUCAGUUGGUGGCGGAGCUUGUAAUCGAGACAUUGGUGGUCCAGGAAUUACCCAUGGUUACCUCACCGGAAUAGUCAGCUUUGGCUCUCCUGUCUGUGGAACCCCUGAUGCUCCGACUGUCUUCACCAAAUUAGGAUACUACACCGACUGGAUUGAUGGAAUUAUGAAUAUGGAGGUCGUUAGAGUUCAUAGAUUAACUACACUUAUGACCCCUCUAACAAUGACUUGGCCUACUAGUUUCUAUAUAACUCGAAGUACUUUUAAAAUAAAACCAAUUAUAUUUACCAAAAUGCCUAAAUCUCUAAGAGAAGAAGAUCGAGAUAUUAGUGGUCAAUAUUCUGAAAAAAUGCUCCGCAACGUUAAAGGAUCAAAGACUAAAAAUGAUAUCGUUGAACGAAUUCCAUUCACAUAUACUCCUGUUACAACAUUAGAACCAACCGAAGGACCUGAAAUUCAAAGUACAAAAAUGAGUGAUACUCAACAACUUGAGAUAUUACGAGGUGAUGAAGACAGUUUAGUUAAAGACUUGUUCAGUUCCAUAAUGGAUAGCAAAGAAGUUGACAACAUACUUAAAGCAGCUACUAAAGAUACAAAAGUAGAUAAUCCGGACGAUCAAGAUACCAAUAGUGUCGAAGAUCAGUCAAUAAAUACUCCUGAAGAAAUCAAUAUUCCUGAAGACAAAACAGUACGACAAGUUCCAAUCAUUGGAUCUUUGGUCUCGACAUUAGAGCCAAAAGAGCUUACAACUUUAAGCCUGAUUACCAAAUUGGGUAUUAUGAAAGCUGAUGACGCUAUAAGUGAAAAUAAAAGUACAACAUAUGCAUCUGAUAAAAGUAUUAAUGAAAGUAAAGACAAAGAACUAAAUGCUCAACUUGAACAGGAUAUUAUCCAAAUUCUUGAUGGAAUAAAUUUAGAAGAUUUUAUAAUCAAAGAAAGUAAACGUACCGAUACUUUACAUUCGUUACUAAAAAACAAAAAAAAUAGCAAUGGUAUAAAAGACAUUUUUACUUUACUUUAUCUAUCAGAUUCAGAACAAAAAAAUUUGACAAGUGUGCUAUCAGAUGAAAUAGAAAGUAGCGAUGAAAGCGGGAUGGAAAUAGUUGCAGAUGUAUUUAAACAUUUUACAAAAUCCUUCAAUAAAUCACAAAACAUAUUAGAUUCCGAUAAAGUUUUGUUUGAUAUUGUAACAGAUGUUUUACAAGAGGAACUUCAUAAUAAAACCGACAGUAAUAAUAGUAACAAAACUGUCGAUAAUAUUAGCGAUGAGAUUGAGAAUACUAUGCCUGAAAAUGAGUUAACUAAAAUUCGAACUCGAGAAAAAAAAGUAUUCAAACAACCAAAAUACGAUCACAAAUCAAGAAGAAGGAUCAGGAGGAAGAGUACAAAGCGAUCAUUUUGAUCCUAAUAAUAAAAAAAAAAAAAUGGUUAUUAUAAAUUGCUUCACAAUAUUUUUAUAAAUAUUAUAUUUUCCUUUAGGCAUGUUUAGAAAUAUAAGCAUAUUUUCGAACAGAGGCCUCAUCAGCGUAAAUGGAGAAGGCCUAUGUCUUAUGACUGUUAAAGAAAGGGUGAAGAUAAUAGGCAUAAUAAUAGGAUAAUAGAUAUUAGGCAUAUAUAUUAUCAUAGUUAAUACUAUUAUUAACUUAAUUAAGUAUAAAAACAGUAAUUG
Molecule: messenger RNA, 2950 nt
Organism: Plodia interpunctella (Indianmeal moth)
Lineage: Eukaryota; Metazoa; Arthropoda; Insecta; Lepidoptera; Pyralidae
Exons: 8
Coding region: 137-2683 (848 amino acids)
Biological process (GO): proteolysis
Molecular function (GO): serine-type endopeptidase activity
Source: RefSeq, a predicted model, not a curated record